UACCAACUGCACCUCACGGGAUGCAUUAACUCGGCCUUCAUUGCUUCUUCGAUUCCCAAUUUUAUGUCUUGCCCCCAAGCAUAUUCAUUGAUCGAAGUUCGAUAAUAAUGUUACAUAUUAGCGAAACUCAGAAACUCCAACAUUUAGCUUCUCUCCGUGUCUGAUUAUUCCAGAGAUUCAUCAAUGGUGGCGGCUUUGGAUUGAUCCGGGAUUCGUCCUGAUAGGGUUUCUGCAAAUUUUCGAGCUUGAAGGGAGAUGGCGACAUCGAAUUCUCCUCAUCGGUCGUCGGAGGACGUUGCGGAUUCGUCGACGCCGCUGCUGGCGAACUCUUCUUCGUCGGAGAGCGACCGCGGCCGUCGAUCCAUGCGGAGGCAGAGCCUGCGCGAGGCCGCGCGCUUCCUGCGCCGUGCGAGCAGCCGCCGGAUGAUGCGGGAGCCGUCGAUGUUGGUGAGGGAGACCGCGGCGGAGCAAUUGGAGGAGCGGCAGAGCGAUUGGGCGUACUCGAGGCCAGUCGUGGUUCUCGACAUCAUAUGGAACAUCGCGUUCGUGGUCGUGGCCGCCGCGGUUAUGGUUCUCAGCCGGAAGGAGUCGCCGACGAUGCCGCUAAGGGUGUGGAUUGUGGGUUACGCGUUGCAAUGCGUGCUACACAUUUUGUGCGUCUGCAUUGAGUAUCGCCGGCGGAGGCGGCGGGUGCGAGCUUUUUCUGUGGAGGAAGAUGGACGUGGGAGUGGGAGUAGGGGUGGAAGUGGCGAUAGUCCCAGUCCGGAGGAAAGUCAUUAUGUUUCACUGGUGCGAUUAGAGGAGGAGGGUUCCAGCAGUUGUGCAAAGCAUCUGGAGUCUGCUAAUACAAUGUUUUCGUUUAUCUGGUGGAUCAUUGGAUUCUAUUGGGUGUCAGCAGGGGGGCAAACUUUGGCUCAUGACUCCCCACAACUUUACUGGCUUUGCAUAAUUUUCCUGGCUUUUGAUGUGUUCUUUGUCGUUUUCUGUGUUGCUCUGGCAUGUGUCAUUGGCAUUGCUGUUUGCUGCUGUCUUCCAUGUAUUAUUGCAAUCUUAUAUGCUGUCGCAGACCAGCAGGAAGGAGCAUCCAAGGAAGACAUCGAACAAUUGUUGAAGUACAAAUUCCAAAAAAUUGGCAAUAUCGAAAAACAUAAUGGUGAGAUCCAAGUAUCUCGCGGAGGAAUAAUGACCGAAUGUGGCACAGGUUCACCUGUUGAACAUGUUCUUUCUGCAGAGGAUGCCGAAUGUUGCAUUUGCCUGUCAGCUUAUGAAGAUGGAAUUGAGCUACGAGAGCUUCCUUGUGGACAUCAUUUUCACUGUACCUGUGUGGACAAGUGGCUGCACAUCAAUGCUACCUGCCCCCUAUGUAAGUACAACAUCUUGAAGAGUAGCAGCCAUGGCAGGGAGGAAGUGUAGACUAGAAAUUCUGAAGGGAGUGCCAACUGCAUGCAUACCAUUCUAGCUCAUCAAAAACAUGCAUUUGCACCAAUGCACAGGCAUGUCAAAUCUUUUUUUAUUGUUGCUGUUACUGCUGUUGUUGUUGGUGGUAUUAUUAUAUAAUAGUAGUUUGUGGCUGUGGUGGUGAUUUUGUGUUUGUUGCUCUGGCUUUUGUAAGUGCUCGUGUAAAUGGAUGGCCGUCCAGGGCAUUGCUGCGCUAAUUACCCCAAUUGCACUUUGUCUCCUUUUAUAUCGAAGUGCUUGUAUUUUCCUUUUCUCAUUCCUGGUACAAACUAAACCAUAGUUUAUACAAUGUAAUAAUUUAUUAGUAA
Malania oleifera is the source of this 1766-nucleotide messenger RNA. RefSeq names its product E3 ubiquitin-protein ligase At1g12760-like. The record is from RefSeq and is a predicted model, not a curated record. Bases 256 to 1413 code for a protein of 385 amino acids. The transcript is spliced from 5 exons. Lineage: Eukaryota; Viridiplantae; Streptophyta; Magnoliopsida; Santalales; Ximeniaceae.